Messenger RNA from Anas platyrhynchos (mallard), 3442 nucleotides. It is a transcript of the gene MEX3B, whose product is annotated as mex-3 RNA binding family member B. The record is from RefSeq and is a predicted model, not a curated record. Gene Ontology annotation, molecular function: RNA binding. Lineage: Eukaryota; Metazoa; Chordata; Aves; Anseriformes; Anatidae.
CGCCUCUCCAGAGCCGUCUGGCUGCAGCGGUGCCUCAGACAGAGGAGGGGAGAGGAGGAAAAAACGCUGAGUGAGUGGAGUGGAGCCUGGGAGGGGCUCCUUAAAGAAACGCUGCCAUCGCUUGGCAUUGUGGCCGGCGAGGAACUCAAGGGGGGGAAGCCAUCGGAGCUCCUCUCGCUCUCCGCUGCCCACCCCCACCCCACCCCCCCACCCCCGGCCGAGGGGGGGAAAAGAAAAAAAAGAAAAAAAGGAAAAAAAAAAAAAAAAAGAAAAAGCCUCGAGGGGGGAGUCGUGUGGGGGGGGUCCUGAAACCAUCUUAUAAACCGGAUUGCACUGAGAGGAGGAAAAACAAAACAAAACAAAAAACCCCACCGCCGCCACCACUACCACCACCACCACCAACAAAAAAAAAUCAACAAAACAACAACAAAAAAAGGAAAGAUACAAAAUAUACAAGCAAAAGGCAACAGCUCCCCGGUCUCCAGCAGUCGCCCACCUCCCUUCCUUCUCUGCUGCUGGCCAUCUGCCUCGGGUUUUCCUUUGUGUCUGAUCUCUUACUACUGAGCCGGGUGCAGGAGGAGGGUGCAGCGCACGCAGGGACCAUGCCCAGCUCGCUCUUUGCAGACAUGGAGAGGAACGGGAGCGGCGGCGGCGGCGGUGGCGGCGGCGGCGGCGGGGGAGAGACGCUGGAUGACCAAAGAGCCCUGCAGAUCGCCCUGGAUCAGCUCUCCCUGCUGGGGCUGGACAACGACGAGACGGGCUCCAUUUACGACAGCGAGCCUCGGAAAAAGAGCGUGAACAUGACCGAGUGCGUGCCGGUGCCCAGCUCGGAGCACGUCGCCGAGAUAGUGGGCAGACAAGGUUGUAAAAUCAAAGCUCUGCGGGCAAAGACCAACACCUACAUCAAGACCCCGGUUCGCGGGGAGGAGCCGCUCUUUGUUGUGACGGGCAGAAAGGAAGAUGUGGCCAUGGCCCGCAGGGAGAUCAUCUCGGCGGCCGAGCAUUUCUCCAUGAUCCGAGCCUCACGGAACAAGAACACAGCCCUGAACGGCACCGUUCCCGGCCCCCCGAACUUGCCCGGCCAAACCACCAUCCAGGUGCGGGUGCCUUAUCGCGUGGUGGGCUUGGUCGUGGGGCCCAAGGGGGCCACAAUCAAGCGCAUCCAGCAGCAGACGCACACCUACAUCGUGACCCCCAGCCGGGACAAGGAGCCGGUCUUUGAGGUGACGGGCAUGCCCGAGAAUGUGGACCGGGCCCGGGAGGAGAUCGAGGCACACAUCGCCAUGCGCACCGGCGGCAUCAUCGAGCUGACGGACGAGAACGACUUCCACGCCAACGGCACGGACGUGGGCUUCGAGCUGAACGGCACGGGCAGCCUCUGGAGCAAGCCCACACCGCCCAGCAUCACGCCCACACCGGGCCGCAAACCCUUCUGCAACUACCGCAACGACAGCUCCAGCUCGCUGGGCAGUGCCUCCACCGACUCCUACUUCGGCAGUGGCACGGCGGGGGGCAGCGGCGCCCGCUUGGCUGACUACAGCCCCCCGAGCCCCGCGCUGAGCUUCACCCACAAUGGCAACAACAACAACAACAGCAGCGGCGGCAGCGCCAACGGCUACGUGUACGGCGGGGGCGGCGGGGACGUGCUCUCCUCCCCGGACUGCUGCUCCGAGCUGCCCUUCGACUCGCCGCCCGGCUUUGACCUGGCCCCCGCCCCGCCGCCGGGGGCCACCCUCAUCUGGCCGCAGUUCGAGCGUGGCCCUGCGGCCGCGCCGCCCUCACCGGCGCCCUCGCCCGCAGCCGCCGCCGCCUUCCCGGGCGCGACGCCCGCCAAUGCCAACCUGGCGCUGCUGGUGAGCGGCCCGAGGCGGGGCGGCGGCGCUGCUCCGCCCCCGGCACGGCUCUCCCCGCCCCUACAUGGCCCGGUGGCGGCGGCUGCGGUGGCCGGGCCCGAGCACCCACUGGCACGGAGGGUGCGUAGCGACCCGGGUGGGCGGCUGCUGGCCGCCUCGUACCCGUUGUACGCCAAUGGGCUGGGCUCCCACCUGCCGGGGCUGCCCUCCGACUCGUCGGCCUCCUCCUCGUCGUCGUCCAGCUCGUCGUCCAGCUCGUCGUGCUCAUCGUCCGGCGUGCGGCGGAAGGGCAGCCGCGACUGCUCGGUGUGUUUCGAGAGCGAGGUGAUCGCGGCGCUGGUGCCCUGCGGCCACAACCUCUUCUGCAUGGAGUGCGCCAACCGCAUCUGCGAGAAGACGGAGCCGCAGUGCCCUGUGUGCCACAGCGCCGUCACCCAGGCCAUCCGCAUCUUCUCCUGAGCGUGACCGGGCCGAGGGUUGCUGGGGGUGCUGGUGGUGGUGGUGUGGGGGUGCUGGUGGUUGGGGUGCUGGUGGUGGGGGUGCUGGUGGCGACCGCGGGUGCAUGCUAUAAAUAAUAACGGGCGACUCCAUUCUAGUGCUAGGCUAGUUUUUACACUGUACUUUAAUACGAAGCUUCCAACCCCCCCCCUUUUUUAAAAAAAUAAGAAAAAACAGAAACAAAAACAAAAAAAAAAAUUGAAAGUAGGAGAUGCUUAUGAUGAUGACAAUGGUGUGUGGACUGUUAGUAAAACGUGCUGGUAGUUCCUAGGAUGCUUAUUACGAAAUAAUUAAAUCUAUGGGUGGAUACUUUUCUGAAUGUUCUUGAAAGGGCAAGAAGUUCCUGUGAAAACCAUGAUACUGCAGCUUUAUCAAAGUUAAAAAAAAAAAAAAAAAGAAAAAAAAAACAAACUGUAACAUAUCUCUUAUAUAUAUUAAAACGUUUAAAGGUUUUAAAGAUAAAUUGCAUUAAUACAGAUUGAAGUAUUUUAUUCUUUUUUGACUUGAAAAAUUAUAUUUCAUAUUGCAAAGAUGUUUACAAGUAUUUUAAUUUAAGUUCAGUGAACUUUUUGUAGCUGGGUUAAAUCUUUUUUAUUUUAGUAUGGCCUUAUGGCAAAGAACACUGUAUUAUUUUAAUAUCACACAAUUGUGAACGGAAUUACAAACCAUAAAAUGUGUAAUGCUUUGAACAGUAUUCUGUUGGGAUGGAGAUUUUAUAGGUUCAGAAAAAAAUCUUUUAAAUCUGCUUCACCCAGCAUAUUUUCUAUUCAGUGAUAUAAAGCAUAUUUUAUUCUAUAUUAUUACAAAAAUGGAAAUGUAUAAACAUAUGUCAAAAGGAACUGUUGAAGCUUUCUAACAUUUGUAUAAAUAGAAUUCAGUGGAAAUUACAAAAAUUCUGUUGCACCACUAUAGUUUUAGUAUUUCUAUUUUAAUACAUUUGUUUACCACUUGUUUAUGUAUAUGUAGGUGACGUUACUUGAGCUUAAAUGUACUUUACUGAGCAAAGUUUAAAAACAAAGUAUAUUUUAUUUUAUGAUAAAGGGCCUUUAACCUCAUGGUCAAAUACUAAUAUUAUAUUUGCUGAGACAAGA